This is a messenger RNA of Haliotis rubra (blacklip abalone), 4073 nucleotides long. Its product is annotated as SCF E3 ubiquitin ligase complex F-box protein grrA-like. The record is from RefSeq and is a predicted model, not a curated record. Gene Ontology annotation, molecular function: protein binding. NCBI's taxonomy places the organism in Eukaryota, Metazoa, Mollusca, Gastropoda, Lepetellida, Haliotidae. The transcript has 2 exons. Gene Ontology annotation, cellular component: SCF ubiquitin ligase complex. Bases 123 to 2045 code for a protein of 640 amino acids. Gene Ontology annotation, biological process: SCF-dependent proteasomal ubiquitin-dependent protein catabolic process.
GGCCGCAUCGAGUCAUCUGCCUGUGAAUGUGAUGUCAUUUGAGGUCACGAUCAUUUGAGCAAUACGUAGUCGUACACGGAUAUAACCAGCAAACAACAUCUUAUAUCAACGUUGCAGAAGUUAUGGCUUCAAAACUACCAACAGAGGUCAUCUCCCACUUGAUGAGCUUCCUCAGUGUGUCGGACCGUAAGGAGGCUGCAUUGGUCAACACAGCAUGGUACGAGGCAUCUAUGGAUCCAGCUCUACAGAGGGACAUGGUGGUCAACUUCUCGGACAGUAAUGUAACCAACUGCCACACGAGGAGAAAACUGACCCACCUGUUGUUGAACCAUAUCGACAACUCUACCUCUUCCGUAAAUGAGAUGGUCAAGUUCUUUGAGUACAUGAGCGAAAGUCUGAUAAACCUGUCUCUCAAGGGCUCCAACAUUACUGAAGGAACAUUUGUGAAGCUUCUAUCGCUGUGCAAGAAUCUGACCGUUCUCGACCUGACAAGCUGUAAUUCUUUGUUUAUGUCAGGCAACCUCCUUGACCGCAAGUCAGAUGUCCAAAGCCUCAAAGAGUCUCUGCAGCAUGUUAAGAAGUUGAACUUGGCUUCAGUAAGAUUUCUGUCUGAUGUAAGCUUCAAUAGAAUCUUAUCAGUGUGUCCAAAUGUUGAGGAACUGUCUCUUGCUCAUGCUCAGAUAACAUUCAACAGUUCAACCUACUACCCCCAGGGAAGUAAGGUCGGGACCAACUCAGCUGUUCUUACCUUCCAUAACGUCCUGGAUUUUGUUGACAGACAGGGGCCAAAACUGAAGUCACUGAACCUAAGCCGGACCACCAUUGCCAACUGCCAUCUCUCCGAGUUAGCCAGGUGUCAGAACAUCGCUUUAGAGGAACUUAUCCUUGUUGGCUGUCGAGAGAUCACCGACUCUGGCCUUGGUCAGUUUUGUCGCCAACAGAAGAGUCUACAGAGGCUGGACAUCAGCAGUUGCACUGACAUCACCGACAGUGGCAUUGCUGCCGUGGCAACCAACCUGACCCAGCUGCGAUCAUUUAAGGCCAACAAAUGCAGGCAGAUGACUGACAAUUCUGUGAAACUGUUCAAGUACAUGUCUCUCCUGGAAAGUCUGGACCUCUCUGAGUGUUACGAGCUGUUCAGCCAGGGGAUGAUUCAGGGGCUGUGUAGUGGGAUACAGAGUAAGCUCACCCACCUCAACCUUAGCUGCUGCACUGCCCUAACUGACUACUUUGUUGUGGAACUUACAAAAACUGUGCCCAGUUUGGUUCACCUUGACCUUGGCUCUCUGUUCAAUAUCACUGACAUCAGUGUCCACGCGGUCUCCAAGAGGCUGAAGCAUCUGCGAUACUUGCGACUUGCAUGGUGUAAGGAAUUAUCAGACAAGGGUCUGCUGGGGCUCGAGGAACUGGAUGACUCUAAGUACGAGACUCAUGUUCUUGAUGGUCAUAAUGGACAAUGCCGCUGCACUCGCAGACAUUCAGAACAAGGCUCCAACAUUUUCAAGAAGCCAUCUGGUAGUGGUGGGAAGGACAAGAAGAUGUCUAUUGGCGAUCUGGAGGCCAUGGUGAAGAAUGGGGGAGAGCUCUACAGCCUCAGCAACUUGUCAGGUCUCCGAACCUUGGACCUGACAUCCUGCUCCAAAUUCACAGACCUUGGUCUGAAAGAAGCAAUAAAAUUCAAGGAACUUAAGAGCUUAUCCCUUGGCAUGGUACAUGGGAUGACCAAUGAGAGCCUUGUUGCCAUAGCCCGUAACAAUCCAAGCCUGGAGGAAGUCCACCUGAAUCAGUGUAUAAACAUCACUGAUGCAGCAGUAGAAGCUUUGACAAGUAAGUGUCCACGAUUGGCCCACCUGGAUGUGUCUAGCUGUGACAGAUUGACCAAUCACACUCUGUAUUAUGUCGAGACCAACUGUCAUCGUCUGCGUCAUCUUGAUGUAUCCUACUGUAGCGGAUUGACCCCGGAGGCUGUGGACAAGCUGGAGGGCAGCAUGAAAGGCCUGCAUACAGUGCACAAGAGGCUGGUCGGAAGUACCGGCACACGCUAACAGGGUAUCAGGAACUGCCUGUGACAGGUUCUGAUGUCUUUCCAUCUUCAGACAAUACUGCACCUCUUCUAAAGCUGUGAGAGUGCUGUUGGAUGUUGUUAAUGUUUAACUUGACAAGAGACUCUCGGAAAUUGUACUGUUUGGAUGUUAUGCUGAGUUUUAAGGGAAUUUUGUUUGUUUCUGUUUAUGCAACAUAUCUGCGACACUACAGGAAUAUACAAUUCUGAAUUUGAUUGUAUGAGAGUUAAAUUAUCCAGCACAAUUACUGUCAUGUUAUCUGACAUCUUGGAUGUGUAGCUAUGUCAUACAGGGCUUCAGACUGAUGUAUGUUUUGGUCAGUGUUGCCAAGUGACCUAUUACAUAUGAAACCGAUGAUAAAAUAUUUAGCACAUGGGAACCGUCUUUUCCUUAAAUCAUGUGUCAUUUGUUUCCAGGGACAAGUGACAAGCCAUCUGGCACACUAGUCCUAGAAAUGAUAAAGAUUUUCUGUUUGACGUUAAUCAUCUGUAGCUAACUAUGGGUUGUUAUAAUCUGAUAUAACUUGAAGUGAUAUAGUUCUGUUUUUUUGGUUAUCGAAAUCUGUGUAUGAUAAUAGCAAUAUAUACAUUACCAGUCAUAUGUACUGGAAUUCUUUGGAAGACUCAUUGUAUUGAGAGGCAUAUCAGGAGAUAGACGAUAUGCAGUACACAUUAUAUAGCCUUAUAGCAAUUGUAUAUAGGAUGUAUUUAACGAAAUGUCCUUCAGCAUUCUCAAUUCUUCAAUUUCCCAAGAUUAUUGAAACAGGAUCAUUUUUGUUAAAGUUAUGCAAAUGGUCCUGGAAAUUUGGUGUAUUGUCCCAAGUGAGUAAGUGAGGUUAGUUUUACACCACACUCAGCAAUAUUCCAGCUAUUUGCGGCAGUCUGUAAAUAAUCGAAGUCUAGACCAGACAAUCCAGUGAUCAACAGCAUGAGCAUCGAUUUGAGCAAUGGGGAACCAAUGACGUGUCAACCAAGUCAGCGAGCCUGACCACCCGAUCCUGUUAGUCGGUAUUGUUCCAAGAAAUACACUGAACUUGUUGAUUUAAUGGUACUCUUGAAGUUUGCCUGUCAAGAGUGUUAUCAAGUUUCUGGAUCCACGUUCUAGCUUCUAUGUCAUUUAUACUGCCAGUGUAACACAUGACAGAUUGUAUGAUGCUUAUUGUGACAUGUGAGAAGCAUUAUGUGAUGGUUAUUCAUAUUUACUUUUUGUUGUUUUACCACAAUUGCUGUGAUACAUAUGAAUUUUACCACAGUGUUUACACCAUGCUGCUGCUGAUGAUGAUGAUGAAGCAACUAUGGAUUAGUAUUGUCACAGAAAACACAGUGAUGCAGGUGCAAUUGAUGAUGAUGAUGAAGCAAUUCCAAAUCAGUAUCAUCACAGGAAUGCAGUGAUGCAAAUGUAAUUGAUGAUGAUGAUGAUAAAGCAAUUCCAAAUCAGUAUCAUCACAGGAAUGCAGUGAUGCAGGUGCAAUUGAUGAUGAUGAUGAUAAUGAUAAUGAUGAUGCAGUUGCAACAGCCACUCUGAUCAGAAGCGAUGAGUUUACAAUUCCAUUAUAGCCAAGUGAGGUCUGCGGGUUAUUAUAUUAACCUCACUUGACACGGCAUUUUGUCUUUUGGAAAUUAAGUAGUCAUAAAAUCACAUGUAUUCUUUACCAUAAUGAGUUUAAUAUUUCAGAGCACCGGUGAAUUAUGUCAUGUGUAUUUUCUCACCCAUGAAACACUGUUAUCAUUAAUGAAUGUUUCAGCCCAUAUGAACAAAAUGUCUGUAUGUUUAGGCCAGACCAAUUUUAUUUCUUGUUUUACAGAUUUUUGUCCUUAGAAAACCUAUAGGCAGGAGGUAAAAAGGAAUAAAUAAAAUAAUCACCAAAAUACUAUUCCAUUUAAAUGCUAAAAGUAAAUUAAUUUUGGCAAUUAAUGAAGUGUAUAGAAUAGAAUAGAAUAAUACCUAAAUGCCUUUUCAGGAAUUUGUGUUACAUCAGCAGAGCUACUGACACAUUAGAGAGAUACCAAA